AUGAAUUCGUUGUACUUGAACUCGUUGUAUGUACAAAAAAAAAUUCAAGAGAGAUUCAGUUAUACAAUUGUAUAAAUUUCAAUGUUCUCUAGAUAUGAUUGAUUACUAUCAAUGAAUGAACGCAAGAAUAGAUAAGAAAGAAAAGAGAGAUAAGGCCUCUUAAGUGAAUUUAAUAAUUCACUGCCACAAAAUAAUUGAUAUGAUCGAGUCAUGAUUUCUUUAACUAUGAUUGAGCGAUUCAGCGCAAGAAAUUUGAACUUUGCAAUCCUAUAUUUAGCGUGAGUAAUUUUUUUAUUCUGGAGUCUGGAUAUUCUGUCUGCUUGGAUGCAAUGUUUUUAUCUCAUUCGAUGUGAAAGUAAAUAUAAAUCUAUCGAAUACACAGUUUGAAAAUAAUUACAGAUCACAAUUAAUUAUAGAUAAUAAACAUUCUAAUGUGUACAUAAUAAAUAAUAAUUACUCUCAUAUAUCUUCAUUUUUAUCAUUGUCUUCUCGUGAUCCACAUUUGAGUUUUUAUAUAAUAUAUAGAAAAAAUACGUGUGUAAAACAAUUACAAAUAUUAGAUAAAAAUUCUGUACAUAGGUACACAAUCAUAAUUGAGAUACUUAUAUUAUUAUAUUAUUAUUAUUAUACAAGGACAAUAACUAGUCAUCAGAAUACAUCAGAGUUAAUAAAAAUCACUUUUUUCAAUGUUCUUGUACUGAAUUCCCUAAUUUGGCCAAAUUAUGCAGAAUUCUAUCAAAUUUGUUUAUUUCACUAUGCUGCUAUAAUUUAUUGUUUAUAUUGCUCAUUAUUAAAUAAAACAAAACAUUGCAAAACAAAAGCAGGAACUAAAAUAUAUCCAAGAGAAACGAAAUUGCUUUUUUCUUUUUUAAAUUACAAUUUUCAAGCUAGACUUAUUCAAUUUCACAUCAUCGAGGAUUCCCAUUCGCGUGACGACGAGCUCGUAAGUCGAUUAAGUCACGACGACCAGCUGCGAACCUUGUACCCUUUGUACGCGAGUAUCGUGUUCGGUAAUCGGAGACAGUUAAGCAAAAAUAAUAAGCACGAAGAAGCCAAAGUUCUCGAGUGACGCGAAGCUAAGUUCGUACGAUCGUCCCAGUGGUCAAGAUCUCACUCUGCUUUGUCCUGCUCAGGGGUUCCCAGUUCCAUCUUAUAGGUAUAUAACAAAUCAUGGUCUUGUGUCUUUGUAUCAUUCGAUAGAACCGGUUGGUAGCAAAGCGCCAGCAUUCACAGGCUCUUUGAAGGGUGGAUGGAUGGAGGCUAAAGGAGACAUCAGUGUCGUGCUCUUCUGUCCCGCGCAAGGGUACCCUGUGCCGUCGUUUAGGUAACCGAGUCUUCCUUCAAGUAUCCCUAAUCGUAUCAUGCGCGCAUCGAUCGCUACAUUGCAGUAGAACUGUAAGAUUUUACGUUUUCACGCUGUAAAUGGCGAGGAAGAUUAAGAAGGGAAUCUUUGUUUAAAGAUGAGAUAGACGUGAGCUUAGAAAUCAAUAAGUCCAACUCUCAAUAG
Heterotrigona itama is the source of this 1507-nucleotide messenger RNA. Lineage: Eukaryota; Metazoa; Arthropoda; Insecta; Hymenoptera; Apidae. The record is from the annotation of a GenBank genome assembly.